AUGCUGAUCGGAACUACGAACCACUGGUGGAAGGUCCGCGUUACAAUUCCUGGAUAUUGGCAGCAAUACGAACGCGUCCAAUUCGAAUUCGAUCCUGGCUGCGAGGCUAUGAUCUACACAGUUGACGGCUUGCCGCUGCAAGGCAUCACAGGUGGUUACGGAGGCGACCGGAGGGUCGAGUAUAUAAUCCCUCCUGAAGCAGUACAGAAAGGCUUCCAUGAAUUCGUAAUCGAGUCUAGUUGCAACGGUAUGUUUGGUGUGCCUUGGAAUGGCGAUACCAUCCAACCCCCCGACAUGAACCGUUAUUUUACACUUGCCUCCGCCGACCUCGUAGUACCAAAUCAGCAGGCAUGGGCGCUGUUUUGGGACUUCGUCACAUUGCGCGAGAUUGCGGAUACGCUUCCUGGGAAUACGCCUUUGCAAAACAAGGCCUUGAGCACGGCCAAUGAGAUCAUGAACGUCUUCAACAAGGGAGACGCGUCCGAUAUCAACCGGGCACGUAAGUUGGCUGAGGAGGUAUUUGGCGAGGGCUGGGAGAGCAAGGGUGCUGCUAUCUAUGACGAAGGACCGAAGAAGUCACUUGUUUGGGGUAUAGGUCAUUGCCACAUCGACACGGCUUGGCUAUGGCCGUACAGAGUCACUCAACAGAAGGUUGCCAGAUCUUGGUCGACUCAAGUUGACCUCAUGGAGCGCUACCCGGAACACAGAUUCACCUGCAGCUCCGCACAACAGUAUAAGUGGCUGGAGCAGUUGUACCCACCGCUCUUCGACCGAGUGAAAGAAAAGGUCCUGGACGGAAAGUUCCACCUCGUUGGCGGUUCCUGGGUUGAAAACGACUCGAACAUGCCUUCUGGGGAGGCGUUGGUUCGACAAUUCCUCUUUGGACAACGUUUCUUCCAGUCAAGAUUUGGGAUCCGCUGUGAUACAGCGUGGUUGCCCGACUCGUUUGGCCUUACUGGUGCUCUGCCACAAAUCAUCAGAGGGUCGGGGAUGAAGUAUUUCUUUACACAGAAGCUGUCCUGCCUACGUCGACGUCCGCCUCCGUCGGUUAUACUAACGAACCUCAGAAAUAAAUUCCCUCACUCGACCUUCAACUGGGUUGGCAUUGAUGGCACACAAGUUCUCUGCCACAUGACCCCUGUUGAUACCUACACAGCGCAAGCAACGACGGGAGACGUGAACAAGGCUAUCAACAACCACAAGAAUCUCGAGUCUUCGGAUACGGCAUUGCUUGUCUUUGGGAAUGGCGAUGGAGGAGGAGGACCCUUGUCGAAGAUGUUGGAGAAUCUUCGUCGCAUCAGAGCUGUUACGAACACUCAUAGGGAAUUGCCGCCCGUCAGUAUGGGCCACUCUGUUGACGAGUUCUUUGAGGACUUGAAUGAAUCAUCGAAGGGUGGCAAGACGUUGCCAAACUGGCAUGGCGAACUAUACUUGGAGUUCCAUCGCGGCACAUAUACGUCCCAUGGCUCGAUAAAGAAGGGCAACAGGCACUCUGAGAUAUUGUUACGGGAUGUCGAGCACGCAUCAACUUUGGCAACCCUUCUCUGCGACAAGUCAUCCAAGUUUGUGUACCCCAAAUCCAGGAUAGAUGAAUGCUGGGAGAAGGUCCUUUUGAACCAAUUCCUUCCCGGCUCUGCAAUCGGAAUGGUAUACGACGAUGCCGAAAAGCUCUACGCUGAAGUUCGUAAAGACGGCGAUGCCAUGCUCGAUGAAGCUUUCAGCGUUCUCUUCCCAGAUUCUCGUCCGAUGACUACGGCUACAGUUUCAAACAUUCAACAGCUUAUAGCCUACAACACCACCUUCUUCCCUCGACAACAGGUUGUGAAGGUGCCCUUCAACCGUUCCAAGGGCGUCAGAGCCCAUGGUCUGCAAGUUUCUCGCACGGAAGAUGUUGCAUAUUGUGUUAUGGGUGCUAAAGCUGCCGGACCAAGCCAAGCUAUCUCGGACUUGAACGACAUUGCUCCCGUCUCUGUUUACACAAAUGGCUCCGACCAUUUCGUGCUUCGCAAUGCCUUCAUUCAGUUGACGAUAUCUAAAGGACGUAUCACGAGCUUGCUUGAUCUAAAGCUUGGACGGGAACUUAUCACGGAGGGACAAACAGGCGGCCUCGUCAUCUUCGAGGACCGGCCCAACUACUGGGACGCCUGGGAUGUCGAAAUCCAUCAUCUGGAAACGGCCACACCCUUGGCAUUCUCCAAAGUCUCGGUGGUUGAGUAUGGUCCUCUUCGCGGUACUGUCAAGGCUCAAGUUCAAUAUGGAAAGAGCUCAAUCGAUGUUACAAUUUCGCUUGAUGCCACUUCAGCGACCCUCAAGCCUCAAUCACGCUCAAUGUUCGUCUUCGACGCAGUCGUCGACUGGCACCAACGGCAUGAAUUCUUGAAAUUCGAACUCCCACUGAACAUCCAUAACGAUAACGCCACUUAUGAAACUCAAUUUGGCUUCGUCCAACGCCCGACGCACAAGAACACGACCUGGGACAUGGCAAAGUUCGAAGUCUGCGGACAUAAGUACGCAGAUUUGAGCGAGUUUGGCUAUGGCGUUGCGCUCUUGUCGGAAUCUAAGUAUGGAUUCUCUUGCACGGGGAAUAUCCUUCGGAUUUCGUUACUCAGAGCCGCAACAGCGCCGGACGCAGAACAAGACCAAGGCAAACACGAGUUCUCCUGGGCCGUGCUACCCCACGAGGGUCAUUUCCUGGAAUCGGACGUACCAAUGGCGGCUUAUCUCUUCAAUUCUCCUCUUUAUCUUCGCUUUGUGGAGCAUAGCAUCUCCCCAUUGAAUUACCCGAAGUCGCCGUUCAUUCUCGAAGGUGCGAGAAAUGUAGUUCUCGAAACCAUAAAGCGUGGGGAAGACGAUGCAUAUUCCGCCACGAAGGGCAAAAAAUCAGUCACGACGAUCAUCCUUCGUCUGUAUGAGGCCUUCGGUGGACACGCCAACGCUCAACUAAGGAUUGCAAGCCAUAUUCCUGUGGCCAAGGCAUAUCUCACAAACUUUUUGGAGGACGAACAGAGUGGACUCCAUUUACAUUCCACCGACCAUGCCAGUCAAUCAGAUACUUUCGUGAAACUCGAUUUCCGCGGAUUCGAAAUCAAGACCGUGAAGUUGGUGAUUGAUACCAGUGAAGAUGCGAAUGCGAAGAGAGAUAGCUGGGUAACCAUAUAA
Molecule: messenger RNA, 3159 nt
Organism: Pleurotus ostreatus (oyster mushroom)
Lineage: Eukaryota; Fungi; Basidiomycota; Agaricomycetes; Agaricales; Pleurotaceae
Product: Glycoside hydrolase, 38 vacuolar alpha mannosidase
Exons: 25
Coding region: 1-3159 (1052 amino acids)
Biological process (GO): mannose metabolic process; oligosaccharide catabolic process
Cellular component (GO): fungal-type vacuole membrane
Molecular function (GO): carbohydrate binding; alpha-mannosidase activity
Source: RefSeq, a predicted model, not a curated record